This is a messenger RNA of Doryrhamphus excisus (bluestripe pipefish), 2839 nucleotides long. RefSeq names its product RAB33A, member RAS oncogene family (gene rab33a). Lineage: Eukaryota; Metazoa; Chordata; Actinopteri; Syngnathiformes; Syngnathidae. Gene Ontology annotation, molecular function: GTPase activity; GTP binding. Gene Ontology annotation, biological process: Rab protein signal transduction. The record is from RefSeq and is a predicted model, not a curated record.
CUUUCCUCCUCUCCCCUCCCUUCUCUCCAUCCAUCCAUCCGCCUCUCCACUCACACGCAUCCCCGUUUUUGCAUCGCCUCCUCCGGCACAAUGACAAACGACUCCCCGGAGGAGGAGAGCCGAGGAAUGAGGACGACGAGGACGAGCCGAGCGGACGACAAUGUGACCAUCCUGACAUCAUCCAUGGAUGUCUACAGGAGCCGGAGCCGAGCCGGCAGCAGCAACGACGCCGGCGCCGGCUUCACGUCGUCCGCGGAUCUGAGCGGGUCCUCCCUGGAGCUGAGCAUCCAGACGAGGAUCUUUAAGAUCAUCGUCAUCGGGGACUCCAACGUGGGGAAGACGUGUCUCACCUUCCGCUUCACCGGAGGGAGUUUUCCGGACAAGACCGAGGCCACCAUCGGCGUGGACUUUAGGGAGAAGGCGGUGGAGAUUGAGGGGGAGACUAUUAAGGUACAAGUAUGGGACACGGCAGGUCAGGAGAGAUUUCGAAAAUCCAUGGUGGAACACUACUACCGGAAUGUCCAUGCAGUGGUAUUUGUUUAUGAUGUCACCAAAAUGGCUUCCUUCCGCAACCUGCAAACAUGGAUAGAGGAGUGUAACGGUCAUAGGGUCUCUGCAUCAGUACCUCGAGUCCUCGUGGGGAACAAGUGUGACCUGGUAGAACAAAUACAGGUGCCCUCCAACAUGGCAUUGAAAUUUGCAGACUCCCACAACAUGCUGCUGUUUGAGACAUCUGCAAAGGACCCAAAGGAGAGCCAGAAUGUGGACUCAAUCUUCAUGGCACUGGCCUGUCGCCUGAAAGCCCAAAAGUCUCUGCUCUACAGAGAUGUCGAGAGAGAGGACGGGAAAGUGCGGUUAACACAAGAGACUGAGACAAAGAGUAAUUGUCUUUGUUGAAAAAGGGAAUUGGUAGGAGUGAUGGAAGGGGAACCUGUACGGAAGUACAGAAGAACUGUGAAUGUCAAGGAAGGGGAGGAGAAAGAUGAUGGGGAACAAAACAAGAGCAAGGCGAUGAACUGUUCGCAGUGUCUCUUCUUACACAAGAGGAUGCUCCGAACUUAUUCUUUAGCAUAAGAAAAGUGGAUAGAAGACAAGGAUGGAAUGAAAGGUAGAAGAAAUACAUGAAAUCAUGCAUACGUAUGUAUAUACAUAUUGAGUGCAACACACUGGCAACAUACAGUGGAACCUCAGUUAGAGUCAUUCAGAAUCUGACACUAACUGAACAGAUGCUAACCAAAUCAAUUUGUCCCAUAACGAAUAAUGUAAAUCCAAUUAAUGCGUUACAGAAAGCGAAAACUGUUAAUGCCAAACCUGUUUUUACAGUUAGAUACAAUUUGAAAUGCAUAUAAAUAAAUAUCAAUGAUGAAUGAAAGGGAUAAAUGAACAUCUGCUCAUAAUUUUAAUGACCUCAUCUGGGGAAAGGCGCAUAUACGUUUCUAUAUACUGCAAUGACUUGCAUAAAAUCACUGUGAAAAUCACUACAGAGGAAACUAAACAUAUCUAAGACACACACCAUGGAAAACCACAACCAGGAAGAAACUAGGGAUGUUCCGACCCAGUCUUCAGGAUCAGGAUCAGCUGCUGAUCUGUGAGAUUUGAAGAUCUCCAUUAACUCAUUUACUCAGCCCUGCUACGGCUACCUAAUUGAAUUAACGUGUCGCUAAGUGGGCAGCUGUUACCAUACCUACAUUUGUAUGUGUUUGUGAUGACAUGACUCGAGUCAAUGACCCGAUUCACUUCAGUGAGUGGAUCAUAAGAACUUGUGUCAGUAAAAGGAAUCGAGUUCCCCAAUUAGUCUAAUACCACACAUGGAAAUAAAACAGAUGAGUGAACAUUUGUGUCGUCCCUCCAAGCUGACAGUCUGGUGGCCUCAAUCAUUUCUUACAUUGCGUACACAAGAGAGGCACUUGUAGCGAACUGACUUCUGUCGCUAUUCUAAUAAAUUCAUGUCUGCCAAACCACUGGAUAUGUGGGUUAUGAAUACAAAUCUGAAAUACAUACAAUGUGUUUUAACUUCAUUAACCUCAUUCUGACCUGAUCACAUCGACAGCAGUACUGUCCCCUACUGUAUGUAUCUCAAAACAUCACAAAAACGUCUUUACAAUGUGUGUGUGUGUGUAAAUAAACAGGAAGAUAAAGAACAUUAAGUAGAUACUCUUAUCACUCACUUGGAGGAACAAUUUGGUACAUUUAAGUAUGCUGGACCCCCACGACCCUAAUGAUAGAAAAUAUGUAUGCUGUACAAAAGUAUGCUGGAAAAUACACUGAAAACAUUCCGUGAUGUCUUUGAACGCAACUCCACAUUGCUCAUAAUGAGUGCAAUUCAAAUGUUCUGCUACUAUUAAAGAAACUGGUGUUAGACAAAUAGAUUUUUUGACUUGUCUGAUAGCUUUUAGCUUGAUUUGCAUAUUCUGUUAAUUUGGAGAUAUUAAUACAUAGUACAAUGCUCUAUAUAUCAGCCCGUCCUGUCAUUUAUCUUUCUGUUAAUUAAAUUACAUUAAAAUGGGCAUAUUUCGGACUUAGUGAUUAAUCACAAUUGAUUCUUUUUAAUGUAUUUAUUUAUUUUUUUAAUUAUUUUUUAAAAUAAUUUUACACCCUUCUUUUAUUUUACUCUUAACAGUCAGUGCUUCUGCUUUUGAAUGCUUUCUUGAAUGCCUUCCACAUUUCCCACUGUUAGAUUACUUGUUUUUCCCCCCUUUCCAAACAUGUGGUUUUUGCCAUUUGUUUUUCUCUUCAGCAGAUUGUGUGUCCAUUAAUGGAUUGUGCAGAUGAGCAAUGCUGACAACUGGGAGGAUGAGACUAUCAGAUACAGGAGAGGAAAUAUGUCAGUAAUAAAAAU